Messenger RNA from Symbiodinium pilosum, 1188 nucleotides. The record is from the annotation of a GenBank genome assembly. Lineage: Eukaryota; Dinophyceae; Suessiales; Symbiodiniaceae.
AUGGAGCCGCCGAGGCUACGCCAAAGACAGGAUUGCUGCGAGAAGCCUGGCCAGGUGCAGGAUGCCAACGAUGAGGCUGAGAAGGAAGGCCGCAAAGAACGCCCAGUCAGCGGUGAUGGAAUGCACCAUCCAUGUUGCAGGAGCUUCCUUGCGUCUCCAUUCUGGAAAUGCACAACGCUUGUGGUGGUGGGAUUUACCCCCGUCUUUGGCAUGUGCCUUGCGAUGCCCGAGCUGCUGGCAGCAUUGGAGAUUCCGCCUUGGUCGCUGAUGUGGACGUCAAAUUUCCUGUUCGGCAGCUGGAUUUCCGUGCAGUUUCUCUUCAACUUUAUAGCGACUCAGUGGACCGAUCCCGGCGGAUGCAAAAGCAUCAAGCCGCCUCAUGAGGUGACCGGGCAGUUCGCUUUGGGCAGAGCUGCUGAUGCGCCGCAGCUGCUAUACGCACCAAACUGGUGCCAGAAGUGCGCGCACUGGAAGCCACCCAGAUCUCAUCACUGUAGUAUGUGCAAGCGAUGCGUCCUCCGCAUGGACCAUCACUGCCCCUUCACGGGAAACUGCAUUGGGAUGAGAAACCAUGGCCAUUUCAUUCUCUUCUACAUCUUCUCGUUCUUAGGCGUGUCUUACUCUCUGGUCCUGUGCCUUGCAGCUGUCUGGACUGCCAGUUACUUCUCGCGCUUCACGACAGCAGCAGGUGCCAAACUCUACGAGAACCAGCGCUGGAUCAGCCAGCAGACGCACAUCGUGAGUGGCUUGAACAGCAUGCUGCUCUCUGUGCUUCUCGAGGUGCUGCACCGCAACGGUAUCACAAUUCUGGUGCAGCUGGGUGCCAGCAUCAUGGCAAUGGUUGCUGUUGCAGCGACGGGUACACCAGCUCUUCACCUGGCGUGGACAAAUACGACCACGAUGGAGAAGUUGUUUCCGAUGAAGGAAUAUGUGCAGUUGAAGGAGCAGGUCUACUGUCCAAUUGGACCGGGCUUCUACCGCCAGAGCGGCCGCGAGAAUCUCAAGGUCAUUCUGGGUGACAGGUGGUGGCUCCGCUUGCUUUUUCCUGUUCGUGGAUCUGUCGAUCAAGGUGAAGCCUUGGCGCCACGUCCCAGCAAGGAAGGCUGCCUCUCAUGCAGCUUGAGGAUUGUGCGGGCAAUACGGACCCCCUUAACCAUUGGAACAAGGAGGGGGCGGUCACCCCUAUGA